AUCGCGUCCCUUCCCGUCACGUGGUCGAGCGUUUCCGCGUCCGGUGUGCGCGAUGUCCUGUGCGAGAGUCAGCGAGAGGCCGUGUGCGCAAGGCAUUAUACGUAAGACCGCCACGCACGACGCACACCGUGGGCUCCGCUGUAUAUAUAUCCCGCUCGCCAUUACGGCAUGAUACUCGAAUCGAUCAGGCGAGGUCUGUAGCCAACGAUAUUAACGAUACUCCUCGCGGACGAACGGUACGAAAGUCGAUAUCGCAUCGUCGCAGGUAAGUCGAUAGCUGAUCGCGCCGAGGCCAUCGCCGCGUUCGACACACGCGAGGGAUUGAAUUGAACUUCGAUAGCGCGAAGGAGCACGUUUGACGGCGGUGAGACACGAGGGGAGGGAAUAAAUCGGAGCGUGUGCGUAGCCGCGCGGCGAACGGCCGGGCAUUCUCGCCACGUCCCGGCGCGCGGGACGACCGACGCGCGAUGCGUCCCCGCGUGGCGUCGGGCCUCGUGGCGUCUCCGCUUUUCUGAGACCGCUGCCGGACACGCGGUGAAUGCCGAGAACCGUAGAGACGAUCGUAUACAUGCGGGCAGCGCCGAUCGCGCGCCGAUCCGACCGGAGUUGACCGCUAUGGAAAACAAACAGGCGCUGGCGAACGGCACGGCGAAGCCGGGUACGUCGGAGGACACGAAGGACUCGAAGAACGAGAUACAAAUGGUACUGGCGAAAAUGAUGGAAGACAAGCGCACGUAUACGUACAAGAAACUGGUCGUGCCGCCGUCGAUGCGCAGCAUUUACUGGAAGUUCUUCGGCUUCCCAGCCACCGACGAGGGCGACAUUCUAACCAAAGUGAAGAUAGUCUGUAUACUGUGCAAAACGCAGAUCGCGUACAACCGCAACACGAGCAAUCUCCGCAUGCACUUGCAGAACAAGCACGCGCAGGAGCUGAUGGACCUCGAGGCGAACAGCCUGCCGUCGCCGAGGCAGGGUAUGCCCCAGGACGUUAAGGAGCGGAAGAUACAGAAGAAGGUACUCAAGAGCGGCCUGACUCCCACGAAAUACAUCUACACCACCAACGCGGACGGCACCGUGCAGAUCGACGGCGACAUACAAUUCGUUACGGACCCUAACAUAAGUCUGUCGAGCGUGGAGGACGACAUAACCAUCGGUCAGCCGCUUAGAGUCAUGAUCAAGGGCGGCUCCGUUAACAGUCAGAACGUGGCGUUCCUUAUGUCGGAGGAGAACGUGCCGGGCCAGUCGGUGGACGAUAAGACCGUGUCGGACGCUGUCGCCGAGUUCAUAAUAAUGGACCUGCAGCUACCCGAGAUUGUGGAGGGACACGGGUUUCAGAGGCUAGUGGCCACCCUGCGCUCGCCCUGCGAGAUCCCGAACAAGAAUAAGCUCGAGGAAGAGAUAAUACCGCGGAUAUACGACAACUUCCGGGAGUCGGUUAUGACUUCUCUGUCCUGCGUCGCGUCGGAGGUUGCGCUUACCUUCGAGGAGUGGCGGUCCAAUAAUGGCGAGAGCUUCGUCACCUUCUCGGUGUACUAUCAGAAUAUGGAGGAGGCAACACUGGAGUGCAAAGUGCUGAGCACCUUCCACGCGCCCUUGGAUUGGGAGGAGGCUCACUGGGACAGCACUAUAAACUCCCUGUUUGUCGAAUGGAACAUCAAGCCAGACAGAAUAACUGCAGUGGUUAUUAGCACCUCGAGGAAGGGCUUGCACGCUGCACUGGCUAGCCGCAAUCUGAUUGUAGUACCUUGUUUGCUGCAUACCCUGCAGGUGUGCGCGCAGGCUUGCUUCGAGAACCCUGAAGUGUCCAGCAUGUUAUCCAAGUGCAGAUCGGUCAUCGGGACUGUCAUAAGCCAUCCAGCCGCGCUAGCGACAUUGACUAUGCAAGAACAAUUGUCAGAGUUGGAUGAUACUAGUAUAUCGCUGGAUUAUCCAGCUGUGUGGAUAUCGACAUGCAUUAUGUUGGAACAAAUGCUUCCACGUCGCGACAUAAUCAUGUCGAUAUUAGAAAAUAUGGACGGCAUUGAUCAAGAGAUGUUCGAGAUCACCAACGAACAGUGGAUGAUCAUGGAGGACAUAGUGAACGUCCUCGAACCGUUCAAAGUGACCAUCAUGACUUUGAGCGAGGAGAAGAUGCCGCUGAUAUCUUUGCUGAAGCCAUUGCUUUGGCAACUGAAAUCAUCGCAUCUGAAAGCGAAAGAAGGGGACAGUGACACUGCCAGGAUUUUCAAGAAGUCCUUGGCAGACAUGUUGGAAGACCGAUAUUCUGACGAGAGUGUCAAGCUCCUUCAACAAAUUGCCACCGCCCUGGACCCUAGAUUUAAAUCAAUGCCAUAUGUCACUGAGGAAGACAAAAGUGUAGUUAGCACUCCUAUAAAGCAAAUGCUCACGGAAUUGAUUCAGGAAGAAUCUGGGGACAUCACCUUAAAGAUUGAAAAUGAGGAAGUACCAAGUAAAAAAUCUAAAGUCUCAGGUAUGGAGUUCUUACUUGGCAGCCUUUGCACCACAAAGUCUGGUAUGUCCGCGGAGGAGAAGGCAGAUCUCGAGAUUGUGCAAUAUCAGUCGGAGCCCACGGCACCUCUCAAUUGCUGUCCCCUGCAAUUUUGGGCGAAGGUGUCUGCAAAGUGUCCGAAUCUAGCGAAAUUAGUGAGCAGAUACCAUUGUGUGCCGGCCUGUUGUGCGCCGCCUUCGCGUAUCCCGCCGGACGUGCAGAUUCAAUACGAUAUAAAACGAGCGGACUUGCCACCUUCCUUGAUUGACAAAUUAACUUUUUUGCAUGGUAAUCAUACCAUGCAGGUGUGAAAGAAGUUUCUGAAGUUGCUAGGACAAUAAUACCUCGCUGGUAUAUAGGAUACUUAAAAAAAAUAGUGUUAAAUUUACUUGGAACAAUGCAAGUCUACGGUGAUGCGUAUACAAAUGAACUCUCUGUACGGCGAAGGUGUCUGCAAAGUGUCCGAAUCUAGCAAAAUUAGUGAGCAGAUAUCAUUGUGUGCCUGCCUGUUGUGCGCCGCCUACGCGUAUCCCGCCGGACGUACAGAUUCAAUACAAUAUAAAACGAGCGAACUUGCCACCUUUCUUGAUGAAUAAAUUAACUUUUUGGCAUGGUAAUCAUACCACGCAGGUGUGAAAGAAGUUACUGAAGCUGCUGGGACAAUAAUACCUCGCUGGUAUAUAGGAUACUUAAAAAAAACAGUGUUGAAUUUACUUGGAACAAUGCAAGUCUAAGGUGAUACGUAUGCAAAUAUUCUAGUAUGUCUGUCUUUCAUUGUGUGUACAGUGUUCGUAUUACGUAUUUGAAGCACAGAAAAUAUCAAUUUUAUUUUUGGAAUGCGUCAUUUCUAAGGAUUUGAUGUAAGAACAAUUAGUUGUCAUCAAGUAAAUAAAAAGAGAGAGUGCGAGCUCCAUUAAUAUAAUACUGUGUUCGUUAAAUGCACAAUUUAUAAAUAAUAGAAGUUGACAUAAGGAAGAUUUUUCAAGCAUGGAAGAGCCGUGUAAACUGUUUUUACAUAAAAUUCUAAAAUUUCUUUAAAAAAAUAUAUAAUAGAUAUAUAGACUUUUAUUCUCGCCUUUCGCAAUGAGAAGUAUUUAGGUCACAUCUCAGAACUCCGAUAAAAAUAUGACCGCUCUAUUUUAGCAAAACAUGAAUAUUUUAAUAUGGCGAAUUCACGAAACUGCGAAAAAAUUGUGAGACUGAAUGUUUGUGUGAGCUAUUCUGAAGUGAGAAAUGUGUAUAGUAAAUUAAGUUAUUAUAACUAGUAAUACUAAUUAUUUUAUUUCGUGUUACGAUAUAAUAUUGCCAGACUGUGUGAUAAAUUUAAUGUAUUUCUUACGUAAUCGGGUAAAAAAUUUUGACUUAUCUCUACCGCAAUAGAUACCAAAAAUAUAUGCUUCAGGUGGAUCUAACGUCGUGUAAUUACUUGUUUGUACAUUUUCUGUGUAUUGUGAUCACCAAAUAUUCAAUUGUAUGAUCAAAAUUGGUUCCUGGUCAUCGGAAAAUAAGCAAAAUAAUAUAGAAAGUUGGAAUAUAAAUAUAUAUAUGUAUAUAUACAUACAUUGAUAUAUACAUAUACAGAUACAUAUAUAAAAGUAUAUAUGUAUAUAUAUAUUUCAUGAUUUACGUAAAGACACGCUCUGUGCGAUCAAUUUUGUAUGAACAAUUGGUAUACGAUAAUGCACAUAACAGUUACUUUAGGCGAUUGUUUGGUACAUAUGUGUACUAAAGUGUAUUAGAGUGUACACUCGGCGUCAUGAAAGCUUUUCCCCAUGAAAAUACAGUUCGAUAUGUUCCGAUAGAAAAAUUCAUUUUUUAAAAAAUAACUUUUCUGAUUGGGUAUCUCUUUAGCAUUUUUCUUCAAGUGUAAAGGUAUUCAUGACGCUGAGUGUACACUCUGCUAUACUUUGGUGUAUGUACCAGUCGUAAAAAAUCACCCUUUGUAAUAAAUUUAUAUAUUUUUUCUCCAAUUUGAAUGAUUAUCUUGGAUAUAUUAACAAUUUGUAUAUAUAGCAAAAAUAGCACGAAAAUAAUUAGAACAAAGGUCAAUCUGAGAGUAUGGAGUGAUGGUUUAUUUAUCAUUAAUAUGUGUGUUGGCACGAUCGAGGUUCAAUAAUGUAAAAUUAUCACGUGAUCUCAAAGAUAUAUAUACGUACCUGUAUAUAUAAAGAUACUUUGUAAUAAAGGCUUUUUUACGCAA
Molecule: messenger RNA, 4688 nt
Organism: Vollenhovia emeryi
Lineage: Eukaryota; Metazoa; Arthropoda; Insecta; Hymenoptera; Formicidae
Gene: Dref
Product: zinc finger BED domain-containing protein 1
Exons: 4
Coding region: 616-2799 (727 amino acids)
Molecular function (GO): DNA binding; protein dimerization activity
Source: RefSeq, a predicted model, not a curated record